This is a messenger RNA of Rhopalosiphum padi (bird cherry-oat aphid), 925 nucleotides long. RefSeq lists its product as uncharacterized. NCBI's taxonomy places the organism in Eukaryota, Metazoa, Arthropoda, Insecta, Hemiptera, Aphididae. The record is from RefSeq and is a predicted model, not a curated record. The coding region runs from base 59 to 925 and encodes 288 amino acids. The transcript is spliced from 3 exons.
UGCAGUGACUCGUGUUAAAUGGAGGUUUGAAGAUACAUUGUCGUUUUUAUCACCACAUAUGAAAGAAAGGAAUCAAAAGUCAAACUUGGAUACUGGAAAUUUAUCUGAUUCUCAUGAUAACAGCAUAAAUAUAACACAUGAUGAUGAAACCAAUCAAUUUUUAGAAGGUUCAGAUCAGUCACCAUUUCCAAGCAAUUCUUCAUAUGAGGUCCCAUCGCCACUCCCAAGUACUUCAUCAUAUGCAAACCCAUCGCCCGCUUCUACUAUAUCCUUAUCUCUUGGCAGCAAUUCACAUAAUAAAAAAAAUAAUAAAACUUCUCAACAACCAACGACAGCUCAAGUUCUUCAAAACUAUAUAGAUUCAAAAAAAGCCAAGGUAGAACCACCUAGUGACCACAUUGGAGCAUUUUUUACCGCUAUGGAAGCAACUACUAGAAGACUGCCACCAGUUCUUCAAAUCGAAGCAAAAGCUAAAAUCAGUGCAUUACUCUCGGAUUUGGAGAUGAAAGCUUACUAUCUUUCUACUGAACAUAAUGUUUCUAUUGCUUCGCCACAUCAAAGUACAGUAGAACUUCGAUUAACCGUCACUGUCGGGACCGGGGCUAUGACGGUUAAUCGAAUAGACGGCUCAGUUUCUUCAGAUUCGCACGGUAUUAUUUCAGGCCAUAGUUUGUUCCACCCAUUCUUCAACUUAUCCAACUCCUUCAAUGAUACAGCAAAUAUGACGCUAACUGCACAUAAUAUUGCCUCACCACUUCAAAGAACUUCUUACCAAACAAACAAUAUGACACCAACUGUGUCUCCUAGCAAACCAAUGGAUUUUUCAACUUGCCAACAUCGUACUCAUUGUACAACAUACACAUCAACUUCUGGAGGUCAAAUUGAAAUCUUUGGAAUCGAUAACAAUUUAUAUACUUUUCAAUAA